Molecule: messenger RNA, 3479 nt
Organism: Pseudogymnoascus verrucosus
Lineage: Eukaryota; Fungi; Ascomycota; Leotiomycetes; Thelebolales; Thelebolaceae
Gene: BRO1
Product: bck1-like resistance to osmotic shock
Exons: 4
Coding region: 467-3439 (990 amino acids)
Biological process (GO): protein transport to vacuole involved in ubiquitin-dependent protein catabolic process via the multivesicular body sorting pathway
Cellular component (GO): endosome
Molecular function (GO): protein binding
Source: RefSeq, a predicted model, not a curated record
CCCAAAACCACAUCUUGGCCCAGCCACAAUAAAGUCCGUACACUCAGAGCUUCCAACAUCCUCGAUUCCGUAUCCCAAAGCGAAAAAUUGCUGCCUCAUCCCAUCGCUGCGUUGUCCGUGUCGGGUUUCGAACAACUCGAUCCCCCGCCCACCGACGUGGCCCAGGCCCUCCGCAACAGCUGUCCCCGGCCCCCACCGCCAGCAAACAGCUGAAGUUCGAUAAGCACCAAGCUAAGGACUGGCUACAUCAAUCGUCGACUAUCCGCUCACACCUUCAAUAAACUUAUGCUGCUUGCAGAGUCUAGUUCCUGAGGGGAGCCCACCUAGCCGCGGAGGCAGAUGCUGCGGCCAAGCGCGAAUUAAGUCAUAACCGUCGUCACCGGCUCCGGCUGUAGCUCAACGUCCACUCUCACCUGCGGGUCGCAACACUUGAGGAGCAGGGCGAGCGCCACGCAGAGCAACCACGAUGGCUUCGUCGCCCAUGAUCUCAGCUCCUCUAAAGGCUACGAAUGAAAUAGAUUGGGUGCCGCCUUUGAAGGAUUACAUUCGUCAGACGUAUGGCGAUGACCCGGAGAGAUAUGCGGAAGAAUGCGCCACGCUGAAUCGCCUGCGACAGGAUAUGAGAGGUGCUGGGAAGGAUAGCGCUGCAGGAAGGGACCUACUAUACAGAUAUUAUGGCCAGUUGGAGCUAUUGGACCUUCGAUUCCCGGUGGAUGAAAACCACAUCAAGAUAUCGUUUACAUGGUUCGAUGCAUUCACCCACAAGCCGACAUCCCAAUAUUCUCUGGCAUACGAAAAGGCAUCAAUUAUUUUUAACAUAUCUGCCGUGCUCUCAUGCCACGCAGCGCACCAGUCCCGAUCUGAGGAUACGGGGUUGAAAACGGCAUACCACUCCUUCCAAGCAUCCGCGGGAAUGUUCACAUAUAUAAACGAGAACUUCCUCCACGCGCCAUCUACGGAUCUCAGUAGGGACACUGUGAAGACGCUUAUACAGAUUAUGCUUGCACAGGGGCAAGAGGUGUUCCUGGAAAAACAAAUUGCGGAUGGUAAGAAAGUAGGUUUGCUGGCUAAGCUCGCAAGCCAAGCUGGCUAUUUAUACUCUCAAGCAGUGGAGGGUGUUCAGGAGAAUGUGAAUAAAGCUAUUUUUGAGAAGGUUUGGCUGCUUGUCACACAGAUCAAAUCUCACUAUAUGGCUUCUCUGGCGCAAUAUUACCAGGCCCUAGCUGAUGAUGACGCCAAUUCUCACGGUACUGCGAUCGCUAGACUUCAGGUUGCAGAAACCAUGGCCAAAGACGCACAACGGGCAGCGAACAGCUUCCCUAAUAACGUACCCGCGAACUCGAACCUGAGCUCUGAAACAGGCUCCAGUUUGGUGGAUAUUACCAAACGCCAUCUCACAACCGUCCAGGAGAAGCUGGAAGGGCUGGUAAAGGACAACGACUAUAUUUAUCAUCAAACAGUGCCCGCAGAGGCAGGUCUGACUGCUAUUCUAAAGCUCCCUGCGGCAAAAGCAAUUCCAGUCAGCGAGUUGUACGCAGGCCAAGAUAUCCAGCGCAUCACGGGUCCGGAUAUUUUCCAAAAGAUAAUACCAAUGUCUGUCACCGAGUCCGCCAGUCUGUACGAUGAGGAGAAGGCAAAGAUGGUUCGUGCAGAGACAGAGCGGGUAGAAAUCGCCAACUCCGAGAUGGCUGCGAGCCUGGACUACCUUCGACUACCAGGCGCAUUGCAGGUUAUCAAGGGUGGCUUUGAUAAUGAAGUGUUUUCGGACAACGACUUUAAGGGGUGGUGCGACGAGCUUGCUGGCCAUGAGCCAUAUGGUGGAACCUUUGACUACCUAACUAGUAGUAGAGAAUCCAUAACGGGCGUACUCGAGAAGAGCACGAAGCAGCUUGAUAUGGAAGAAAGUGUUUGCGAAAAGAUGCGUUCCAAAUACGAAGGAGAGUGGACACAACAACCAAGUUCGCGGUUGACCAUGACGCUAAGGGAUGAUAUCAAGAACUACCGCGAUGCUUUGGAGGAGGCAGGAAGGAGUGAUAACAUUUUAUAUUCCAAGAUGCGACAGAACGAAGUCGACUUUGAUGAGAUGAGGUCAGCGGGUGAAACUGGCGAGGCCGAUGUGCUCUUUCAAAGAGCAUUGAUCAAAGUAGGCGGCAAGCGGAAUAAUUCUGGAAGCCCAGCAUCUGGGGGACUAGAUGGCAAUCUUCUGGACGCCGAUUUCGCUGAUGACGACGUCAGUGUGAUGGACCAAGUUAACAGGGUAGAAGACGUAUUGAAGAAACUCAACCUGAUUAAGCGGGAACGAGGCCAGGUUCUUAAGGAUCUGAAGGAGAAGGCGCACAACGACGAUAUCUCGCAGGUCCUUAUUCUCAAUAAAAAGGCUGUUUCGAGCCAUGAGACGCAGCUCUUCAAAACAGAACUAGAAAAGUUCCGACCAUAUCAGACACGACUUCUCCAAGCAAACCACAAGCAAUCAUCCUUAAUGAAAGAACUCACGACCAGCUUCAAUAGCCUCUUGCAAGACAAGAGAGUCCGAUCCGAGCAAAGCAAAUAUGAGGCCAUCACGAGGCAAAGAGGCACUGUUCUUGCCAAGUACAAACGAGUAUACCAAGAGUUCUUGGAGCUGGAAACCGGCCUCAGUGACGCCCAGACGUGGUAUAAGGAGAUGAAAGAUACUGUAAACAGUCUUGAGAAGAAUGUUGAGACUUUCGUCAACAACCGCCGAUCAGAGGGAGCGCAGCUUCUGCACCAGAUUGAGCAAGACAGAGCUGCCAAUGCCGGGGGACAGCAAGAGAGGGAGCGUGAGCGUUUGAGAGGGUUGAUGGAGAGGAUGUCGAUGGACCCAUCAACAUCCCCAUCCAACGCGAACCCUCCUUCGUCAAGAGGUCAACCGUCUAUUUCGCCCUCUGCACACUACCCACCGACGAAUUUUGCCGGCCAAUAUCAAGUCCCGUCGGCGACUCCUCCACAGCAAGCACAACCGACAUUCCCAAAAUACAGUAGCCCACCGCCAGGAAACUAUUAUCAGCAGCAAGGUGGCCAGAGGACCGACCAAUAUGGGAAUCAAGGAGGGUCCAGGCCGGGAUCACAGUCUCAGCAGGGUGGCUAUGAUCCAAGUUCAUUUGCUCGCCGUGAAUACAAUCAACAACCCACGUCGCCCCCUCCUACUCAACAGCAUUUCUCCCCUAAUCAAUACCAGUACCAGCAACAGCAACAUCACACUGCACAGCCAAUGCAACAGCAACAGUUCGUCCCAGCCGGCUACGUCCCACCUCCACCACCCCCUGGACCACCUCCUCUUGGUCCUCAACAGACGUUUUCUCCACCAGGAUCGGUGUAUCAACAGGGUAACGGCCGAGAUGGGUAUCCUGCUUCUCAAUCCAGGAUGAGCCAGCAGUCCGGUGCGCAGGAUCCAUGGGCGGGGCUGAAUUCGUGGAAAUAGGUUAGAUUACAUGAUAAAUAUAAAGCUGCAUUUAAACGUU